This is a messenger RNA of Malassezia sympodialis ATCC 42132, 1890 nucleotides long. RefSeq lists its product as uncharacterized. Gene Ontology annotation, biological process: lipid metabolic process. The record is from RefSeq and is a predicted model, not a curated record. Bases 1 to 1890 code for a protein of 629 amino acids. Gene Ontology annotation, cellular component: mitochondrion. Lineage: Eukaryota; Fungi; Basidiomycota; Malasseziomycetes; Malasseziales; Malasseziaceae. The transcript is spliced from 7 exons. Gene Ontology annotation, molecular function: carboxylic ester hydrolase activity.
AUGAAGCUCUACCUUGUGUUUGUCGCUCUUUUUGCUCUUUUCGCUGCCGUCUCUGCUCUUGACCAAACCAACAAGAUGGUCCCUAUGAAGGCGAACAAUGUUUGCUUUAAAUGCAUCAAGUCGUACAUCGACUGCUUCAACCGCUUCGGUGUACAGGGCUGCACUGACAAGAACGCCGAGCACCACACCUACUGCCCUUAUGAGCAGUUUCUGCCUGAAUCCACGGAUCGACUUGUGGCUAAGCGGACCCAGGCUUUGGUUGUAUGCCAUGGUCUAUUUGGCUCCAAGCAGAAUUGGCGGUCACUUGCCAAAUCCAUGGCUAAAGGUUUUGGUGUACCUAUCUACACGCUCGAUAUGCGCAACCACGGUUCGUCCCCCCAUUCCGACGACAUGACAUAUGCGCAAAUGGCCGACGAUGUCAAGUCGUUCUUGCAGGAGCAGCAAUUGUCGAACGUAACCCUCGUUGGGCACUCCAUGGGAGGCAAGGUGGUGAUGGCCUUGGCUCUAGAUCCUUCUUUGCCGGAGAGUACCCUGUCGCACCUUGUUAGUGUCGACAUGUCACCUGCGGAGGGCGCCAUCUCGUCCGAGUUUAUGUUCCUCUUGACCAAUCUUGAACGUGAUGAAGAAUCGGGCACCAUGCGCUUUCGGAUCCCUGUCAAGACUCUUUUGCACUGUCUGGAAAGUAUCGGCCUCUUUCCGUAUUCGCCACCGAAAGAUGACUCGUCGGCACCCGAGCGUGUUUGGAAUGGUCCCACCCUUUUUGUUAAAGGCGAGCACAGCAACAAUGUCUUCAAUGUGGGCAGCGGUAGCCAGGGACCGCAGGAACUUGGGCUCAAGGAACACGGUGCCAGUGGCCACAAGUUGGAUCGGCUACGCUCGUCAGCGAACCAAGGACUCGGAGGUGACCACGCGCAUAGUCACUCGAUGCCAGGGGACGGACCUGACUCAGCAGGAAAGGCGAGCUCCAGCUCGGAAUCAGGUGUGAAAGGCAUGUCCGAUGUAGAAGCGGUAGGUCUGGUGGACCACGCACGGGCCGUGCGUUUCGCCACGGGUGUGCGCCUUGGAGCGCUGGGUAGCAGAAGCCUUGUAUCAGCCUACCGAAAAGAGUUCAAGACAGGCUAUAAGAUCUUACCUUUGGCCCUGGCAGGAGUAGCAGCCAGUACUGUGGCACUGUAUCCUCGCACUGCGGCACUGGAGGCAUCUCACGGCCGUUUGGUAACGGAGUCCAAGUCGUCCAUGGAUCUGCCCGUGUAUAUCAAGACGGACAGCACAAUGGUGUCCCCUGAUGGUGUGCAACUCCGUCUCGUCGGCAUGGGCGUACGAACUGUAACCUUUUUGGGCGUGUACGUGUACGUGGCAGCGCUGUAUGUCGAAGAGAAGGCAAUAGCUGCUGCGAAGCCUGCCUGGGCCACUGGCGGCCAGGAUUUGGAGGCACAGGUGCGCAGCUGGAUCGAGGAAGGAACGGCUUGCGCGGUGCGUGUGAUGCCCGUGCGCUCCACGGACUUUAGUCACCUUCGUGAUGGCUUGCUGCGUACCGUGCAAACCCGCGCAAAGGAUGCACGUCUGCCAGGUACUACCUAUACACUCGACGAAGCAAGCGAAGACAGCGUGUCCCAAAAUGUGCAAGAUCUCAAGAAACUAUUUCCACGGUCCAAGGUCUCUAGGGGACAGACGCUUGAUUUGGUGGUUGAGAAGGCACAGAGCGGCUCUUACGUUUUAACACUCCAGCACAAUGGGUGCACACUGGGCCACGUACAGAGUGCGCCCUCGUCCUCUUGUACAUUCACGGUGCCAACGGGUCUACUACUGGCCUACAUGGGCGAGCGCCCCGACAUUAGCGCUGCCCUCCGCGCAUCUGUGGUCGCUGGUCUCCAGCUCGACCUUCCGUAG